AUGGAUGAAAAAUAUUCUGAUGAAUAUUAUGCAACAAGAUACCUAAAGGUACUUCCGAGAACUAUUGAGGAGGUAGUUAUUAGAAAUGCUCAGCCAGAUACAACCCAUAAUGUCAAGUGGCAUCAUCAACAUUAUGUUUCUGUAACAGAUGAUCACGAAGCAAAGCUAUUCUUUGAUUAUCAAAUACAAAAGGCAAAACCAUAUAGCAUUUUAAAAGAAGAGAUGGGACAAACUGGAACUGAUGAUAAGAAUUCACUCGAUUAUACCAAACAAAUCAAGGCCAAGAAGGUUGUCGUUCCAGAAGGUGUACAGGCAUUCGGAUCUGCCUACUCUGGAUAUGGCCACACCUACUUUGUGACUGUACCUGAUAAGAGAUUGUAUUUUUGUGGAAAUACAGGUCUUGCACAGUUUGCUAAACAACCAUCAGAUUCUGAACAUGAUAUUCAUACACCUGUUGAAAUAGCAUCACCAUUAGUGAAGGGGAAAUCAGUCAAACUGAUUGCUUCUGGUUAUGCUUAUUGUAUAGUAAUAUUUGAGGAUGAUAGUGGAGUUGUUUUCGGAUCUAAUGAUUAUCAACAAUUGGGGUAUGCAACACCAAACAAGAUUUAUGAUCCAAUGCCUCUAACUGUUCCAACAAAUAGUAAGAUUAAGGCUAUUAGUGCUGGACAAUGGGUUUCUUUAAUUUGUACCGAGAAUAAUGAAUUGUACAUUACUGGAAAUCUUGGUUCAGCACAAAUGCACAGUGGAUGGACCAAAAUUGAUUUGAGUUUGCACGGAAUCAAUCCUAGUUCCUUAUUCGAUGCUUAUUUGAUUCAAAAUAAGGUUGCCAUUCUCGCCAAAGGAGGACCUAGCAAAUUUGAAAUUCAACUUUCAGAUAUUGACUUUAAACAAUCAGGAGACUUGAUAUUAAAACGAAAUGUCAAGUAUAGAGUGUAUCCUAGUGUAAUUUCUGGAAAUGGAACAGCUGAUUACAACGUUCUAUUCUAUGAGGAUGAAAAUAAUGUUGGCACUCACUUUAUUUACAAGUUUAACGAAAAGACAGAUUUGUGUGAUGUAACAAUCAUUACAUUAUCAGAUGGAUUUUCUACUUUGGAAGGUUUGGAAGAGGAAUUUACUGCUAAAACAACUGUAUAA
Messenger RNA from Naegleria gruberi, 1134 nucleotides. RefSeq lists its product as uncharacterized. Gene Ontology annotation, cellular component: cytoplasm. Gene Ontology annotation, molecular function: guanyl-nucleotide exchange factor activity. The coding region runs from base 1 to 1134 and encodes 377 amino acids. Lineage: Eukaryota; Heterolobosea; Eutetramitea; Acrasida; Naegleriidae. The transcript is spliced from 3 exons. The record is from RefSeq and is a predicted model, not a curated record.